CACGGUUCACGCGCUUUAGCACAGCAUCCCGCAAACGGAAAAGAAUCUAAAGCCAUGGCAAGGCCCAAAGUGUUUUUCGAUCUGACCGCCGGCGGCAGUCCUGUUGGAAGGGUGGUAAUGGAGCUGAGAACCGACGUUGUCCCCAGAACUGCAGAGAAUUUCAGGCAGUUGUGCACGGGUCAGCCUGGCUAUGGCUACAAGGGAUCCUCUUUCCAUCGUGUAAUUCCUGGUUUCAUGUGCCAGGGAGGUGACUUCACAAACCACAAUGGAACUGGUGGCAAGUCCAUUUAUGGCAACAAGUUCGCGGAUGAGAACUUUAACCUGAAACACACCGGCGCUGGCUGCCUGUCAAUGGCCAAUGCUGGCCCCAACACCAACGGCUCCCAGUUCUUCAUCUGCACAGCCCUUACAUCAUGGCUGGACGGCAAGCACGUUGUCUUUGGACAGGUUGUGGAGGGCUUGGAUGUCAUCAAGAAAGUAGAGGGCUUUGGUUCCUCCAGCGGCAAGACCAGUGCCAAGAUUAUCAUCGCUGACUGUGGCCAGCUGUAAACCUCGACCAUUACCUUCACACAUGCCCCAAUAUAGUACUCCUCAGUGUCCCUUUCCGAAAUCCUGCCGCUACCUGCAACAUUCCUAUCCAAGUUUUACAUCUGGACAUGAAUCCUUCAGUCGUCCAUAUUUGUUGCCUUUGCUGUUUUUGUUGUUUUUUUCUUUUUGCGAAUGAAGUCCUGUAGGCCUGUCAUUUGUGUUAAAGUCUGAAAAUAAAGGGGAACAAUGAGUAAA
Molecule: messenger RNA, 783 nt
Organism: Danio rerio (zebrafish)
Lineage: Eukaryota; Metazoa; Chordata; Actinopteri; Cypriniformes; Danionidae
Gene: ppiaa
Product: peptidylprolyl isomerase Aa (cyclophilin A)
Biological process (GO): protein folding
Molecular function (GO): isomerase activity; peptidyl-prolyl cis-trans isomerase activity
Source: RefSeq, marked validated